Neodiprion fabricii is the source of this 2841-nucleotide messenger RNA. RefSeq names its product dynein axonemal intermediate chain 3-like. Gene Ontology annotation, biological process: inner dynein arm assembly; cilium movement involved in cell motility. The record is from RefSeq and is a predicted model, not a curated record. Gene Ontology annotation, molecular function: dynein heavy chain binding; dynein light chain binding. The coding region runs from base 1 to 2841 and encodes 946 amino acids. Lineage: Eukaryota; Metazoa; Arthropoda; Insecta; Hymenoptera; Diprionidae. Gene Ontology annotation, cellular component: inner dynein arm. The transcript has a single exon.
AUGUUCCACAAGACCCCGAAGCCCUGGGUGUCUGGAGGCAGCGAGAUCGAGGUAGCUGAAAACGUCGUGCGAAGACAGAGGCCGCUAUUCGAAGUUGAGAUAUCGGUGCCUUCCAUGCUCCUCGGGAACAACCGAGAGCUGACGGACCGGAAGUCGAUCGACGCGGAAGACACGGGCAUGGAGAUCGUUCCGAAACACGAGAGGUUCGAGCUGGUUCCAAUGUCGCGGCUGACCACCGCGGUACAGACCAACCUGCCGGGCCGGGAGACUGGGGUCCAGACGCAUUACGGAUUCCCUAAGAACGCCUGGACUCAGUACGGCUUUGAGUACCCCGCCUCGGAGGCAUCGGCCUCGGAAGUUCCUGGUGAGAUUGAAGAGGAAGUGGACCAGGACGCUGAAAAGGAAGGCGGCUCGGGUGCUCAGUCUGAUCAGGAACGUCUUGCCGACGACGAGGAGCACGCCGAAAAACCGGAAGGCGAUGUCGAGCAGCCCGUGGAGGACGAGGCACCGGAUCCCGUUGACCUGUUUCUGGACCAGUAUGCGGACAAGAUGAUCGACGUGAUAGACUACAAUGCGGCGAUGAACCUCCACGUUCACGACAUCGACGAGCUCGUGCUGAAGGGCAAGGAGUCCAGACCCAGGGAGCAGGUAGUCUUCGAGGAGUUCAAGUCCUUCAUUGACCUCGGUCUCAUCGCCGGGAAAGUGGUGUCCGAUCUUUCCUGGCAUCCAACUUUGUCCGGGGUUGCAGUUGUCUGCUACACCGAGGUACCAAAGUGCGACCUUGUCCAGGGUCCGUCGGUCAUCAGGAACGCGAAAUCGUCCUUGGACCGUAACGAGUCCGUCGUCCUGGUCUGGUCCUUCAACGAUUCGAUGGCACCACGGCUGCGGUUGGAGCACGAUCGACCCGUCAGCACUGUGUCGUUCUGCCCAUUCAGAUCGGACGUUCUAGUAGCAGGGUGCGAAACCGGCCACAUCGCCGUAUGGGACUUUAAUGGUAAACUGACCAAAUGCAGUGUUGACAACUGCUGUGCGAAAGAACCGGAAGUCGGGCUGCCGAAUGGAACCAGCAGCCGUCAAACCGUUCCCGCGAUAAGCUUGUCCGCAGUUUCUAACGACCUGCAAUCCCACCAUGGCGCCGUCAGAAACAUACAGUGGAUUCCGCCUUAUCAUCGCGUCGAGACUGACGGCCGACUGACCAGUCUAUCUGAUAACAAAACUGUCCAAUUCCUCACCGCCAGCGAAGACGGCUGCAUCGCGGUUUGGGACCUCUUGUGGGAACCUCGAGCUACGACAUCCUCGUCCCUCACUGAACGCGGGGGUUUUAAGCCACCGAAAAUUCUCUGCGAGGAGUUUUCCACUGGAACAUCGGAGUUCAAGAAGAUCAACGGACUCCUCAAGCCGAUUUAUUCCGUCUACAUGCAAGUACCGAAAGAGGUUCGAAACCUGCCGGUUAUCAGCCUUUUCAUUCAACCUCCACUGACCACCUACGAAGAAGUUCAUUCCGUGCACCGACCCUGCAGUGGGAUUUUCGAGUCGGAAGACGAUGAAGAGAGUUACUUCUCUACACGAACAUUUGAGCCAACAUUUUCCAGGGCCGAAAACGAGUGUCAGAAACAAUUUUGGGCCGGUUCUCCUGAGGGUGAUUUUCUAAGCUGCGCUUGGGAAGGUCACGAGUUCACGGAGGUCGCCUCCUCCGAAAAUUGCCAGUACCUCGAGUGGUCCCGGGUUCACGACGGUCCGAUCACCUGGAUUAGCCAGUCACCACAUUUAUCGGAAGCCCUGCUCACCGUGGGGGGUCGCGUAUUCGCCGUGUGGAAUCGGGACUUUCUUCAGUCUCCUCUGCUCCUGAGAAAAUCCCGGGAAGGAUACACAGCCUGCUGCUGGACCAGUAGACCGGGUGUUUUUCUCGUCGCCAGGAACAGCGGCGACGUCGAGACCUGGGACCUCUGCUCAAACACCCGCGAGUGUCUGGCCGUCCAGUGUAUUUCUGGGAAACGGAUCACCGGCUUGUAUCCCCACGUGAUACCGCUGGAGCCGAAUUUCGUCGGGGUCUGCGACCACAAUGGAGCCCUUCGAAUCUUCAAGGAACCGUCAUUUUUCAGCGAGGAUAAAUCAAGGAGAAUCGAAUGGCUCGCGGAAUUCGUCGCGAGGGAAGUGACGAGGAAGCGGGAGUUCACCGCUUGGGAAUCGAACUUUUUAAAGACCGAUCCGCACCGGUUGCAGAGAAAGGCGUCUAGGGCGGCAGACGAGGCGAAACGACGACACGAAGAGGCGAGGGCUAAAUUUCAGAAGGAACAAGAGGAGUUGGCUAGACUCGAGGAAGAGAGAAGGGCUAGACUGAUUCCGAAAAGCAAAGCGGAAAAGUGGAGAGAGUCGGAUCUCGAGAGAAUGCGGUCUAUCCUGCUGGCCAAGAAGGGAUUUGAUCCUCGGGAGCUGGAAGCCACGAGAAAGCCGCUUGUUCAGCAGGAAGAGGAAAGGUCGAGGAAGCUGAAAAUGGCCGAGGAAGAGGUUAAACAGAGUGAAACCUACUACAGAGACGCAGUUUCUCUGAACCUUCCAAAAUUACCAGGGAAAAAGUCACCGGAUGAUUUCGAACCUCUUGUCUCUUUGCCCGAGGAAAUAUCCAUCGAGGAAAAAAGAACCCAGGGUAGGCUUCGGUAUGAAAUGAUUCGCGCUCAAGCCCAGAAGAAAAUAAGGGAAAAUCUGGAACCUCGGGAGUUUGAUCCGAGGAUUAUGACCAGCGAUGCUCGACGUAGGCGCAGAGAACUUGAUCUCGACUAUUUGAAAAGAAGCAAAAAGGAGGAACGACUGAGGAAAAUUAAAACUGACGCCAUUGGAUGA